AUGGCUCUUCUUCUCAUCAUCGAAGCUGUCGCGGCUCUCGCUGUCGCUCGUGUCCUCACUCGAUGGUUCCAACGAAAGUUGGCCUACUACCGAUGCCCUGGAACGAGCAUUGAGAAUAUCCCCGGACCUCCAAGCAAAUCCUUCUGGAUAGGUAAUUUCAAGGAUUUGUUUCGACCAGACGCCUGGGACUUCCAUAGAGACAUUGCCCAGACCUAUGGAGGUGUUGUGCGACUGACGGGUCCGUUGGGUACUCAGAGGUCGCAACUAUAUGUCUAUGACCCGAAAGCACUGCAUCACAUCGUUGUGAAGGAGCAACACGUUUAUGAAGAGGCCCUAAAUUUUAUACAAGGCAAUCUCACCGUCUUCGGUCCCGGUCUCCUGUCAACUUUGGGUGAUCACCACCGAAGACAAAGGAAAAUGCUUAACCCUGUGUUCUCGAUUGCUCAUAUGCGGGGAAUGGUCCCUAUCUUCUGGGAAGUGGCUUCAAAGGUUCGAGCGACAUUCCAGCGCAAGGUGGCCAAUGGGCCAGUUGAGAUUGAAAUGCACCAUUGGAUUACCCGAACGGCGCUCGAGCUGAUCGGACAAAGUGGCCUCGGAUGGACGUUCGAUACGCUGACCGAAGAUGAGCACACGACACACCCCUUCCAUGUGGCCCUGAAAUCCUUCGGUGCUACCAUACAGAGACUGCUAUUUUGGAGGAUUUACAUCUAUCCAUUGGUGUAUUGGAUUGGUACCCCGAAGUUCCAGAGGCGCCUCGUCGAUUGGUUGCCGUGGAAGGACCUCCAUGAUUUGCGAAAUAUGACCGAUGUACUUCACAACACAUCCGUGGAGAUAUUCGAAACUAAGAAGAAGGCACUGUUACAAGGCGAAGAAGCGAUGGCCAAAGAGGUUGGGAGAGGGAAAGAUAUCAUCAGCGUACUUAUGGCAGCCAAUAUGAAUGCGUCAGAGGAAGACAGGCUUCCUGACGAAGAGGUUCUUGGUCAGAUUUCGACAUUUACGUUUGCUGCUGCCGAUACCACAUCUGGGGCCCUUCUGCGGAUUCUCUGGCUACUCUGCAAGCACAGGGACGUCCAGAGCAAAUUGAGAGAGGAGAUACGGGAAGCUCGCAAGAACAACCGUUACCUUGACUAUGAUGAGCUAGCAAGCCUGCCCUAUCUCGAUGCCGUAUGUCGGGAGACACUCCGCCUGUAUGUCGAUGAUGACCCGUCCCACGUCCCGGAUGAUGGCAAGAAACUAAUGUGCUACAUUCACAGCUAUCCUCCCGUCUCCACGCUGAUGCGGGAGUGUAGAGCGGAUAGCGUCCUUCCCCUUUCCAAGCCUGUUCGAGGACUCGACGGUUCUGAGAUGACCGAAGUGCUCGUUCCGAAAGACACUCGCAUUUACCUGUCAAUCUUUUCGUGCAACAGGAGUCCAGAGCUGUGGGGUCCCGAUGUUUUCGAGUGGAAGCCGGAUAGGUGGCUCUCGCCUCUGCCCGAGUCCCUCACACAGGCAAAAAUCCCAGGCAUUUAUUCACAUCUGAUGACGUUCCUCGGCGGCGGUCGGGCCUGUAUAGGCUUCAAGUUUUCUCAACUCGAGAUGAAGGUUGUGCUCUGUGAAUUGCUCGAGCACUUUGAGUUCUCCUUGCCGAAAGACAAGGAGAUUACCUGGAGGAUGCCUGGUAUUGCUAAGCCCUACGUCACUACCGACGGCAAGAGCCCUCAGCUCCCCCUGAUCGUUAGUCCAGUCGAAUAA
Messenger RNA from Coprinopsis cinerea okayama7#130, 1731 nucleotides. RefSeq lists its product as hypothetical. Lineage: Eukaryota; Fungi; Basidiomycota; Agaricomycetes; Agaricales; Psathyrellaceae. The record is from RefSeq and is a predicted model, not a curated record. Gene Ontology annotation, molecular function: heme binding; monooxygenase activity; oxidoreductase activity, acting on paired donors, with incorporation or reduction of molecular oxygen. Bases 1 to 1731 code for a protein of 576 amino acids. The transcript is spliced from 15 exons.